CGGAGGCCCGCCCGCCUUCCCUCCUCCUCCUCUUCCUCCUCCUCUUUCGCCCGCCGCGGCCGCCUGCCAUUGGGAGCCGCGCCGAGGCAGCCGCUCUUGCUCCGCCGCCAUCAUGAGCUUCUUGUUUGGUAGCCGCUCUUCUAAAACUUUUAAACCAAAGAAGAACAUUCCAGAAGGCUCCCACCAAUAUGAGCUGCUGAAACAUGCGGAGGCAACUCUUGGAAGUGGCAACUUACGGAUGGCUGUUAUGCUGCCCGAAGGCGAAGAUCUCAAUGAAUGGGUUGCCGUGAACACUGUGGACUUUUUUAACCAGAUCAACAUGCUUUAUGGGACAAUUACAGACUUCUGCACAGAGGAGAGCUGUCCAGUGAUGUCUGCAGGGCCAAAAUAUGAAUAUCAUUGGGCAGAUGGGACAAACAUCAAGAAGCCAAUCAAGUGCUCGGCACCAAAGUACAUCGAUUACCUUAUGACCUGGGUUCAGGAUCAGCUGGACGAUGAGACGCUGUUUCCAUCCAAAAUAGGCGUUCCUUUCCCAAAGAAUUUCAUGUCUGUAGCUAAGACCAUCUUGAAGCGUCUCUUCAGAGUUUAUGCUCACAUAUAUCACCAGCACUUUGAUCCGGUUAUCCAGCUUCAAGAAGAAGCACAUCUCAACACGUCCUUCAAGCACUUUAUCUUUUUUGUUCAGGAAUUUAACCUUAUAGACAGAAGAGAACUUGCUCCACUCCAAGAACUGAUUGAAAAACUCACUUCCAAGGACAGAUAAGCGAAAAUGAAAUGGUGGAGAUCCAGUUUGUUUUCUUUAAGCAGGCAUGUGGGGUUUUAGGGAUUUGGGCUGAAAUUCUCUACGCACUUAAGGUUCCACGGGACUUAACUCCCGAGUAAGUGUGUGGAGGUGGUUUGCAACCUUACGUUCGUUUGUUUUAGAAAGGAAAGGAAACUUCUGUUUUAAUUCAGGCAACCUAGAUCCAUUCUCUGUGCUUUUUAUUAGUGAAACCUCUUUCACUUAGUGAGAUAUACAGUACACACACACACACAGUAAAUGGUUUUCUGUUCUUGUUCAUUGUUAUUGUUGAUUUUUAGCAGAUUGUUGUGUGUUAAUAAAGGAAAAUGACAUGCUUGUUGGGAAAUGUGACACUGCUAGUUGGAAAGUGCAGGAUUGCCAGUCGUAUAUCAUUCUCAGAAGGUCCUUAAAAGAGACUUAAUCUUCUCUAAGUGCCUUGGUAGAUUCUCUUCUGAGGUACAAAGCACAUACAAAGAACAUUGCUGGAAACAGAAAACACAAAUAGCUACCCAGGACAUUUAUUAAUACUUGUUAUAUGUAAUUAAUAUGUGCAAACCUUUUCUAAAAGCCAUAACGUCUGUCAGUGAUCUCCAAUCUUUUAAGAGAAAGCAAUGACUUUAGAAGUGAACAUAGGUUAGGGAAGAGAAGUCAGCAAGUAGCUCACUUUAUUUUUAUGAAUAACAUACUGAGCUACCCAUCUGAUACAUCUUUGAUACCGUAAGGGCCAAGAAUAAUUUUGGGCACACCGCUUUUCACAAUUUACAUUCUGCCAAGAUUUUAACUCAUUUUGAUCUGAAAGUAGGAUUAUUUUUUUCUCAAUCUGUACUUUAUCAAACUGAACCUUAAACUUUCCUGUCCUUUAAAUCAAGAGUCCUGCAGUGGCUUCAAGUCAAAAUAAAAGGGAAGUAGUUUCUAAGGAAUAAUAAUAUUAAUAAGGCAAUAUUUAUAAAUCUACCAUAGUAAUUUUAAAAAAUGUGGAUAAAACAACCCUAGUCUUUCAACUUUUAAUAAGAUAAAUUGUCUCAGUCUAUUUAACAUAGAGUAUACUUACCAUUUCAUU
Molecule: messenger RNA, 1841 nt
Organism: Notechis scutatus (mainland tiger snake)
Lineage: Eukaryota; Metazoa; Chordata; Lepidosauria; Squamata; Elapidae
Gene: MOB1B
Product: MOB kinase activator 1B
Source: RefSeq, a predicted model, not a curated record